AUGCUUCUUGACCGCACCCCCGCAGAAGGCAUUUUGCUAGGAAUCAAGUACGGCGUCAGGACUUGGGUCAUUGAUGGAUACACCCGCGUGAUCGAACAGCCUACGCUCACGUACGAGGAGCUGCGCAAGCCGUUUGAACUCGAAUGGAAGGACAUCGCGAAGGUGUUUUACAUUAGAUCUGUUCUGCAGCAACAGCGAGAAAGCUCUUCCGACCCGUUCGCAGGCGCUAAUGUCGCUAAUGGAAGAUCCGAUGCAGCCUGCCCAGCUUGUAACAUAGGCCAUUCGUCUCUGUGCGCUUAUAGCGUUAGUCUCAGGCAGAAGGGUAACAGUGCCUCAACUCUUGAUUAUGGUCCUGCCGAUGCGGUAUCCAUGAUCGAGUCCGAAUUUUCUGAUGUGCUACAGGAGUUGGAAGCCUCUUUGGAGGCGUAG
Molecule: messenger RNA, 429 nt
Organism: Cyclocybe aegerita
Lineage: Eukaryota; Fungi; Basidiomycota; Agaricomycetes; Agaricales; Hemipholiotaceae
Source: the annotation of a GenBank genome assembly